AUGGAUUCGACCGACCAAUACUUUACGACUGGACGUCAGGAUUCUGAAGACGCAAUAGUGAGGAAAAUUCUUGCGUGUAGUGGUAGAGAGACGCGUAUGAAGUGUCGUCCUCUUCGACAUCGAAUGGGAUUAUUUGACAAGGAUUUCCGCAGUAUUAUCCAGCUUGGCCUGGGCUUCAUGUUGAUAUUUUCAGCCUUCACUAGCCAUGGAAUGAUUGAGAUUGCUAUUCUCAAAAAUAUUGCUGAAAAACAUCCGACAUCAGGUAUAACCGAGCAAUCUGGUUAUUAUAGCUUAGCUAUCAUUUAUCUGACCUUCACAUUUUCGAAUUUUCUUGCACCUGCUAUAAUAAAUGCUCUAAGUUCGAAAUGGACAAUGAUUUUUGGAGCCUUGAUGUACUUCAUUUUUAUGCUUGGCUUUAUGUGUCUGAAUGUAUAUUCUCUCUACAUAUUUUCAGCAUUUACAGGCUUGGGUGCUGCAAUGAUAUGGACCGGACAAGGAGUCUAUCUCACAACCUGGUCUCGGACUGAUACUGUCGCACGUAACAGUGGCAUUCUUUGUGCUAUGCUGCAAUCAUGCUUCAUUUUCGGUGGAUUGUUUCUUCUUUUCAUCUCCUUUUCAGGUUCUAUUGUUUCUUCGGUGAAUUUAAUUUAUUCAGUAUUUUCUGUGAUUACUUUUAUUGGUAUAAUAGUAUUAGCACUGCUUCCUGCAAAACCGAGUGGAGUGACAUGUUCUACUGAACACACUGAUGGAGAGAGGAAUGAAGGUGCAAUGGAAGAAGAAAACGGUGUCAGUAUUGUUAAUGGUCGAAUUAAUUUUGAAACGCGACCAAUACGUGGUGCAAUAACACCGCGUACCGUUGUUCUUUGGAAAGACGAAUUCCACAAUACACUUCGUGUGGCGGCCACUCGACGAAUGUCCCUGCUCGCUAUAGUGUUCAUGUAUAUGGGUAUAGAAAUGACGUUUUACACUGGUAUUUAUCCAGCAUGCCUUGCAGCAUUUGGACAGUUGAGAGAUAACGGUUUAGUUAUUGCCUACAAUGCUCUUGCUGUUGGAGGAGGGCAAGUCAUCGGUAGUCUUGCGUUUGGAGUUUUUGCAAAUAGAUUGGUUGCUUAUGGUCGCAAUCCAAUAAUCCUUUUGGGUACCAUUAUUCAUCUGUUGGCAUUCCUUUGUAUUUUUUUAAAUAUUCCAAUGGAAGCACCGUUGCAUAAAACGUACGCGAAAGGUUACAUUGAACCAAACUAUUCAUUAACCUUAAUUUGUGGUUUUAUGCUUGGUUUUGCGGAGAGUUGUUGGAGUACACAGAUUUAUUCACUUCUCAGUUCUCUUUAUGCCACGAACAGUUCCAACGCAUUUGCGCUUUUUAAAUUUUAUCAGUCACUUGCGGCUUCUAUAACUUUCUUUUAUGGAUCGCUUCUGCUGUUGCAUUGGCAGCUAUUGAUACUUGCGGUGGGUGCUGUAUUGGCGGCACUCCUCUUCUUUCCAGUGGAAUGGGAAGCGGUUGCAUUCACUAUUCCGCCACCAAUUUUUCCGUUUUGA
Molecule: messenger RNA, 1536 nt
Organism: Acanthocheilonema viteae
Lineage: Eukaryota; Metazoa; Nematoda; Chromadorea; Rhabditida; Onchocercidae
Source: the annotation of a GenBank genome assembly